Oreochromis aureus is the source of this 4053-nucleotide messenger RNA. RefSeq names its product CD209 antigen-like protein E. Bases 3236 to 4015 code for a protein of 259 amino acids. Lineage: Eukaryota; Metazoa; Chordata; Actinopteri; Cichliformes; Cichlidae. The transcript is spliced from 10 exons. The record is from RefSeq and is a predicted model, not a curated record.
CUCCGUUAAUGUUGUGAAAAGUGCUUCGGCAGUAUUAAAACCGUGAAUAAGCUCAUGUACACACUAAAAGUGCUCUACACGCUUGUACCUUGGGAAACGUUCGUCUUUGUGAGUAUUAAUAUGUUCAGAAACAACUUUUAUAUGUAUUUACCUGGAGUUAACUGUGAUGCUAAUGUAACGCACGUGUUAAGCUAGGCUAAUCAUUAAGUUUCUCAUUAAGAUGUCUAUUAGCUAGCAAUUUAUUUUCACUUUCUGUAUGUUUCAGUUACAAAUAAGAAAUAGAAAGGAGAAGCCUUGAGAGAGGAUAAGGCUUUAAAAGAUCUUCAUUAAAAGCAAGAAAAGCAAGCCUUGUGUGGAAGAUCUGGUCUGUUUUGUUCGCUGGCUGUCUAGCUUCACAUGGUCACGUGUCGUGAGGGCAGCACAUGGCUUGUAAAUAACACCUUAUAUUUUAAAUCCAAAUAUCGCGUCACAUUUGACCUUUGAUCUCACUUCUGCAAUCUACCUUUCAAGUUAUUUAUGUCCAAUUUUUACCGAUCCAUAGCAAUUAUCCAUUACUUUAUGUUACGUCCCGGCCUAGGGGUACAGGAACGCAACAUAAGGGUUAAAAGGAAAGUGACCCCGCCCUGGUCCCCAAAGCCAUACCCAGAAGCCAAUUUACAAGUCAAGGUGAAUUUAUCGUGACGAAACUAAAAGUUUUAUCUCCGGGGUGAACAAAGGCCAAAAUAACAAACAAAACAAGCUUAUUCCAUAAAGGGAGGUGCUAACUAAACCCUGGGUAAAACAAAAACCAAAGACAAGUGCUACCCCUAACUCCAAAACUGAAUAAAUAAGAGAAAAACAGUACAGAAAAUAAUAAGGCAGUUCACCCCUUCUGCUUCAGUACCUAUUUACAUGCGAAAAGUAUCUACAGUCUAUUUACAAAACUUAGCGAUCCUCAGGGAACGCACACACAAAAGUCAUCGAGGGUUUUGGAGGCCAACAAUGGGUCUGCUGCUGCUGUCAGCUGCUGCCCCACGACAACUGCUGGAGAGGGUUUUUGCGCCACUUGAUCAGGAAACCAAUCAGCAGCUGCCAGCUCUCCAAUCAGGAUGGACCUGCAGGUUUUUUUUAAAAGGUUUUUUUAUUUAGUUUUUUAAAGGGUUUUAGUGGGCAACAGAAUCAAAUAAUAGACAUGGACAUGAAUAUUGUAAACUCGGGCUCUUUUAAUGUAUGGGAAAAAAGCAUUUAACCUGCAGUUCAAUGCAAAACAGAAAAAAAAAAAUCCCUGGCCAUAAUUGGACAGAUUUAAAAAUAAAGUGUUAUUUUAAGAACUUUAAGUACAUUUUCAAAAUGGCAUUGUCUUUAAAUAAUAAUAAUUUCAGCAUAAAGUGCAGUUUUUCUUCCCAAAAAAUAAGGUAGAAACAUAACAGGUUAUUUGAGCAGCUUCACCUUUAAACUCUGAGUAACAUUAGCCAACAUUAUUUUGUACAUUAGGCUGAAAAAGUUGCAAACCUAUUGGAUUCACACUACCUCCAUGCUUAUUCACUGUCCGUCUUUUUCAGCCACUUACGAGCCUGUUCAUAUUUUCAGAGCUCAAGGCAGCUGUCUUUUUUGUUACUAUGUGACCUGCAAGUGAGAACAGUCUCUCACAUGGGACAGAAGCGGCAGGACUAAUCAAAUACAUGCGGGCCAGGACAGAUAGCUGUGGGUGGGUCUGCUCGACUGGACCACCACUGCAGCGGGCAGUCUGUCUCGCUGAUGGUGGAUUCUGCUCUGUACAAACUGGUCCUGAAUCACAGCAAAAAAUCCUGGCACAACUUCACCUGCUUCCAAGGUGCAUGGAGAAGAUGAGAGAAUUAAAAAAACAGGAACUCCAGCAACACUUGAGGAAAGAAGAACAACUUUAAUAAUUGACCAAUGCGUUUCGGCUUGUUGCCUUCAUCAGGGUCAAACUGGUCCUGAAGCCAGUCAUUUCAUCGAGUUUGGGCUGCCAACACCUUUUGUUAGUACUCGAACUGCUAGCACUAACAGCUCCCACAGUUUCUGUGCUCGCUGCAACAAAUUUUGCAUUUAGAUGGUACCGUAAGGUUGAAGUGUUUCGGUGGUUUGCAAACUUCUUUUUGCACAGUUUACACAAAACCACGCUUUUAUCAAGGCUUCCGUCGGGUAGUAUUUUGAAACGAAAUUUGGCUCUGAUCAGUCCUAGCAACACACCUUUUCUGUGUAUUGCUAUGUGCAUCAGUGUAAUCAGUAUACCAGAAAAUCGUGCAUCGACAAAAGUUCUCCUUUGCUUGGAAUGCAAAGUGUGAUUAAACUUUUUCUAACAAGUUAUUCUUUUCCAAAUUAAUUAAUCAAAAUUAACGGUUAAAUUCUCAACUCUAAUAUAUAUGACCUGAAGCUCAGUAAAGCACCACUCCAACAUUCAAACACAUCUGUUCUCUGAUUGGAUUGUUAAAUUUAUGACAUGACAUUGACCAAUCAGCUGAAAGGAAGAAAAUAAUGGCCAAAAUUCAUACUUGCAAGUUGAACCUCACACACAAGCGAGGGAACUUGAGCGCAGAAUUUUACACAAAGUUUUUUGCUUUGUAUGUGUAAAGACACCUUAAUAAAAAAACAUUUGUGACUUUCAUAAUUGUUCACAAACACAAAUCUUUUAUACACACAUAUUUUUGUUUACAAGGUUACAAAAGUUACAAGUACAAAAUAUUUAUCACCACAAUUUGAGGCCAUAUAAAUGCUUUCAUACAACAUAUUUUGCAGCACAGAAAUAACUGAAAAAAACAAAAACAAAAAACAGUCCCUUACGGGUUUUUUUUUUUUUUUGUUCUUUACUUCUUACUCGUUCUGUCCUGUUGUAUGUUUUCUCAGCACAGAAAGGGAAGUGAAUGACCACAAGUUAAAAAAGUGAGAUUCUGAGGAAGCGUGGUGGUUUAUAAGCCUUCGUCAUUUUUCAGUGUUGUCUGUUGUCAGUGAUGCUGACAAAGCUGUAAAAUGUCUGAAUGUCUGCAGAACUUUGCUCUGGUGUAACUUUACAAGAGGAGACAGAAAGAGGCUGUUACUCUGAAGUUAAGACCUCAAGUGUUAUUUGCCACAGUAGAGCUGCCUGGAGGAGCCAGACUGCAGAUGAAGCCUCCUCCCUCCUCUUUAGGAACAGGAAGUUGCUUUUUUUAAGCUGUAAAACAGAAGUUAGACGGAGUAAGGAAGCAAUUAGAAGACUGUUGGAUUAAGUCUGAAGUCAGGAUCUUGAAGUUUCAGCAUGAUGAGUCGUCCGCAGAGCUUCAUAGAAGGUGAAGCUGCUGACUCUCAUCACGCAAAAUCAAACAGAGGGUCAAAGGUCACCACAGAGAGAGUGGCACUGGUGGUUCUCUGUAUCCUGCUGGCAGCUGCUCUCAUCGUUAUUUAUCGUCUCUCAUUUGACAAAAUUAGAACGAACAAAGAGCUCGAAAACCUGAAACAUCACAAAAUGAAGUGUGAAAGUAAUCUGACAGAGACUCUCUCUAAGAUAAAACCAUGCAACACGGUGCAGCCGACCUGUCCAGGACCUAAAGUAAUAAAUGAUCCUUGUUAUAAAUGUGAAGAAGGCUGGGAGCAACAUGGAGGAAAGUGCUAUUACUUCUCCAUCAGUAAUUCAUCCUGGAAACAGAGCAGAGAUGAGUGUAGAGCUAAAGGAGGAGACCUGGUUAAGAUAGACAGCAGAGAGGAGCAGACUUUCCUGGAGAGAAGACUGAGAGAUGUAAUGACUGAAGCUGAGGACAAGUUCUGGAUCGGACUGACAGACUCAGCAGUAGAGGGCAGAUGGGUGUGGGUGGACGGAUCACCACUGGAUCAAAGUUUGAAGUUUUGGAGUGGCAACGAGCCAGACAAUUGGAAAGGGCGCAAUGGUGAAUAUCCUGAUGGAGAGGACUGUGCAAAGAUGGGAGAAAAAGGCAGCACUGAUGAUCUGAAGUGUUGGUUUGAUGCAUUUUGCUCAAAGCCUCACAGAAGUAUUUGUGAGAAAGCAGAAGUAAAAGGACAGUUUAAAAAAGUAUGUGACUGAAAUUCACGUAUGAAACACCACAAUGAAGUGAUGUAAUU